Messenger RNA from Fraxinus pennsylvanica, 585 nucleotides. The record is from the annotation of a GenBank genome assembly. NCBI's taxonomy places the organism in Eukaryota, Viridiplantae, Streptophyta, Magnoliopsida, Lamiales, Oleaceae.
AUGAAUGCUUUGGAUUCUCCGCUUGAAGCUCUAGCUUUUAAUUAUUUGAGCUAUGGAGUUUUGACGGCGGUGAACAGUAUAUGGCCGUUGGUUGCCGUUUUAACUGCCGCCGUUAGCUUCUGGAGGAUCAGAGCUUUAUCAUCUUCAAAAUGGGUUCCACGUGGCAGAAGCACAGAUUGUGCAUCGACUUCAUUAUCGCCGGUGGAUGAGGAUGUAACGGCGGCGGAUGCUGAGGUGGCUUCGACUUCAAGUCAAUUUAACACUUAUUUAUCGGGUUCAAAUACCAAGUUCCGAGUUUUAGAGAGACAAGGUACUACGAAAGGGAAAUUUACUUUGUACUAUGAUAAGGAUGAGAGUAGGACGGGAGAGGGUGACGAUAACGGUGGCCGAAACGAUGAUGGAGCGACGGCUAAUGAGAAGUUGGGGCUGUGUUGCGAUGAUUGGGAGAGUAUGAUGGUGAUGAAAAUUGGAGGUAUGGGGUGGUACCAGUACCAAGACUUAACGGUUCUUGAUGGCAGCGUCGUUAGAUUGUGGGACAGUCGAUGGCAGAGAAACGCCGCCGCAGUUGGUGGCGUUACGUGGUAG